This is a messenger RNA of Mesocricetus auratus (golden hamster), 1575 nucleotides long. RefSeq names its product transmembrane protein 92-like. The transcript is spliced from 5 exons. The coding region runs from base 80 to 451 and encodes 123 amino acids. Lineage: Eukaryota; Metazoa; Chordata; Mammalia; Rodentia; Cricetidae. Gene Ontology annotation, cellular component: nucleoplasm. The record is from RefSeq and is a predicted model, not a curated record.
CAGAAGGAGGGAGGCGCUGGAACCCUGGGCCCCUAGUCUUGCUCAGGUUAUAAUCAAAUGCAACACCCAAAACUGCACCAUGGGAUUCAGAUGCUGUGAGAGUGGAUGCUGCCUGGAAAAGAAAAAUAUAGGGAAUACUUCAAACCACUCUUUAAGGAUGGUGUCUAUCAUCUUCCUUGUCAUGAUACCUCUGAAUAUGUUCAUCUAUCGCUUGGUGAAGUGCUUCUGUUGCAAGUGCAGAGAGCCAGAGGAGAACCUCAGAAGGAAUCAUCAGAUACCUCCAGAAGCACCUACCAUUGCUCCAGUAGAAAUGAUCUGGGUCACCCCCUUGGAUCCCCCACCACCGUAUGUUGAGGUCAUCUUGAACCUUGAAGAACCACCUCCUCCCUACAGCUUCUGGCCUGAGGACCCUGCUGGUCAAAUGAGAUGCACUUACACCUCAGCCUUUUGAGAUACCUCACCACAAAAUUUUGGAUCAAGUCCGGGACAUCGUAACCCGGAAUGACUCUCAUCUUUGAUUUAAUUUAUUGUUUUUCUCCUCUGGUCCACUCCCCAAUGCUGAGCUGGUUUCAAGUUCUCUGUCCCACCUCCAAAGCUAAAGACUGUUGAGAGUGCUUGCAAUGGGAAGCAGAGAUCAUUCUAGUGGAAUGCAGACCUUGCCUGUGAUCUGCCAUCCUACAGAAGCAUGUCUGUGUCUGGGGGAGAUAGGACAGUGAACUGCCUGGACUCAAAGCCACCUUCCAGAGAGGACCCCCCUGUACCUCUAUAGCCAAGCUAAAGUUUCACUGACUGUGCUCUGAGCAAUUCGCAGGCUAAGUUCCUUCUAACUCCUUCCAAUGGUGAUUGAGUGCUUUGACCACCUCCCUAGGAGGAUUGUGCAUUCUAGCUGAGAAUGAAUGUUUUGAAAUUAAGAUCCCUGGGACCUGUGGGUACUAAAGAAACGGACAGGAGAGUUCCCCGGACCUUAGUCUCAUCUCUGCUUUCUGGAAGACCAGAACUUGAAAAACAUGGGACUCUUAGGGUGAUACAUGUCAGAAAACAGGCUUAUGGAAGGCAGGGUAGAAGCCUGGAGAGGCAGGUGUGGUUAGAUUGUGGAGUGAUGCCUAAAGAAUGUGUCCAGAUUUCUCUCCAGAAUUUACUAGAAGGAAAAGGGUUCCAGACCACACCCUGUUCUUUCUCCUGAACAAUAGAUGUCAGACACUGUAGGUUAACCCUGUACACAGUUUACCCUGAUAUUUAUAAAGACAGUAUUCUAUGUCUACCUUGGUAUCCAGGAUGAGAUCAUGUGCAAUUCUACAGAUAAGUGUGCAGAGAGGCCUGUGCACUAAAUCUCAUGGAGAUAUGUAUCUCCUGGUGCACUGGACUGGAUGGGUUGUGGCUUUGGUCCCCAUCCAUUGCCCUAUGGAAGCUUGUUCUGAAAGACAUGAGCAGCCACACUGAACACCACCUGUCCCCUAAGUAUAAAGAAGGACCUGCUGUGCCGACCUACAUCGUGUGUGUCUUUUACUGUUGGGAGUAAAAGUGUGUUCAGAGCAGCUUUGGUUUGUAAAUAAACCUCACCAUUACAUUUUAAAA